AUGCUGGGAAUAGCUUGCGAUCCUCUCCAGCAUACGAGCAUGUAUGAGCGCGGCUCAGACGACAGCGAGGACAGUGAUGGCGAGGGAGGCCUGGGAAAUGUUUCCCGCGUGAUAAUCCGGCCUCCGGGCCAAAGUGGCAAGGCCAAGCGAGGCCACCUGUGCUUCGACGCCGCCUUCGAAACGGGCAACCUGGGCAAGGCCGAGUUGGUGGGCGAGUUCGAAUACGACCUCUUCCUCCGGCCGGACACCUGCAAUCCCCGCUUCCGGUUCUGGUUCAACUUCACGGUGGACAAUGUGAAGCAGGACCAGCGGGUGCUCUUCAACAUAGUCAACAUCAGCAAGAGCAGGAACCUCUUCGCCUCGGGCCUGACGCCGCUGGUGAAAAGCUCCAGCCGGCCCAAGUGGCAGCGACUGCCGAAGCGGCAGGUGUUUUUCUAUCGGUCCGCCAUGCACCAAGGACACUACGUCCUGAGUUUCGCCUUCAUUUUCGACAAGGAGGAGGAUGUCUAUCAGUUCUGCCUGGCCUGGCCCUAUAGCUACUCCCGCUUGCAGUCCUAUUUGAACGUGAUCGAUGCCAGGCAGGGAUCAGACAAGCGAUUCACCCGAUGCGUCCUCGUCAAGUCCUUGCAAAAUCGCAAUGUGGACUUACUGACCAUCGACCAUGUCACCCAGAAGCAACGCUCUACCAAUCGCUUGGAUCGCAGCUUUAUCCGCGUGAUUGUCAUCCUGUGCCGGAGCCACUCCAGUGAAGCCCCCGCCUCUCAUGUGUGCCAGGGCCUCAUUGAGUUCCUGGUGGGCAACCACCCCAUAGCUGCUGUUCUGAGAGACAACUUUGUCUUCAAAAUAGUGCCCAUGGUCAACCCGGACGGGGUGUUCCUGGGCAACAACCGCUGCAACCUGAUGGGCCAGGAUAUGAACCGAAACUGGCACAUCGGGUCGGAGUUCACGCAGCCGGAGUUGCAUGCAGUGAAGGGCAUGCUACGCGAGCUGGACAACUCAGAUACCUAUCAGAUAGACUUUGUGAUUGAUUUGCAUGCCAAUAGUAGCAUGCACGGCUGCUUCAUUUACGGCAACACCUACGAGGAUGUUUACAGGUACGAACGGCACCUCGUUUUUCCGCGUCUGUUCGCCAGCAAUGCUCCGGAUUAUGUGGCGGACCACACCAUGUUCAACGCGGAUGAGCGGAAGGCUGGGAGUGCCAGGAGGUUCAGCUGCGAGAGACUCAGUGACACGGUGAACGCCUACACCCUGGAGGUGUCCAUGGCGGGCCACUACCUCAAGGACGGCAAGACCGUCUCCCUUUACAACGAGGAUGGAUACUACCGGGUUGGCAGGAACCUGGCCAGGACCCUGCUGCAGUACUACCGCUUUAUCAACAUCCUGCCCAUGCCCAUUGUCACCGAAGUACGGGGCAAGAGGCGGGGUCGCAACCGCCACGCCCACCACUCGCGAUCCCGCUCGAAGACCCGCUACGAGGUGAAGCCACGCCCCAAGACGCCCCGUUGCCACGCCCCCAUCGCCUACACAAAUCUGAGCAUAUGCUAUGACUCCGGCGGAGGCGGGGGAUCCUCGGACGAGGGCGGGUUUUCGCCCGUGCGACCUAUUGCCCCGGGAAGUAGCUGCUUCAGUGGCUGUCGGAACUAUAGGAGGGCAGCGACGGCCAGCUCCUUUCUAACUCCUGGACACGAUCAGUAUUCCCCCUUCUCCCUGGGGGCUAUCAAGGCGGGAAGCGACCAGGGAGGCGGGGUGGGCGGUGCGAGGGGCAAGAAGUCGGCCACGGUAACUAUUGAACUGCCCACGCCUGUGAACGUUCCGCCCAAGCCCUACCUUUCCAUCAUCGAUCUGAACCAGCUGACCCGAGGAAGCCUUAAAUUAAAAUCGAACAGCUUUGACGCCGACAGGAGGUAGGACCAGGAAGGACAUCUCCACCCCCUUGCCCUUGAGUGAUGCUUUAACCUUUCUAGAUAUA
This is a messenger RNA of Drosophila bipectinata, 1969 nucleotides long. Its product is annotated as cytosolic carboxypeptidase 6. Gene Ontology annotation, molecular function: zinc ion binding; metallocarboxypeptidase activity. The record is from RefSeq and is a predicted model, not a curated record. Lineage: Eukaryota; Metazoa; Arthropoda; Insecta; Diptera; Drosophilidae. Gene Ontology annotation, biological process: protein side chain deglutamylation; proteolysis.